CGAGAAUAAUACGUUUGCCUUGGAGAGUUCUACCUCUCCCGUGGACUAGUUCUGAUACUCAGGGAAACCACGUUAAAUCCUUGUGUUCUUUACGUUUUAGUUCACAAUAGAACGUAAGCACCGUCAUGUGCUCGAGCUUACUCGUGCAAUUUUGUUUCAUUCCCGGGUCCCUAAUCGCUUCUGGAUGGAGGCUGUGCACACCACUUUGUAUUUGAUUAACCGUCAAAUCACACAGGUUUUAGAUCAACGCUCCCCAUUUCAAGUUUUGUUUGGUACUCUUCCUGACUAUUAAGCUCUCCGUGUUUUUGGCUCGGUCUGUUUUGUGUUGAUGCCUCGUAAAGAAAGACCGAAGCAGUCACCUAAGACUGCUUGGUGCAUUUUCUGGGGUAUCGUGUUUCUGGAACAUGUUAUGUACUUUGCUUAUGCAAAAGAUGAGACAGCCGAAAGCUUGUCCCUUGACUUCCUUACGUCACUGCCCAUUUUUGACACUCUUAUUGUGAAAUCAUCCAUGCAACGACGUCCCAUGAGGCGAGCAUGGGCGAGACUUCCUUUAUGUCACCCUUGAUCAAUCACCAAUCUAGUAGUUCUUCCGCAGGGUCUUCUUCGACUAGCAACAAUAGCUCUUCCGUGGUAUCUUUCUCUGAUAGCAAUAGCUCCUCCUCGUCUAUUGUUGGGUCUUAUUAUGCUAGCUACAACUCUCACACUAAUACGAGCUCGGAUGACUCGUCGCCGACACCUUCUCCUCUGCAGGCAAUGGUGCCCUUGCGCAGGUCUGCUCGAGCUAAUUUGGGACAGCCACCUCCUCGGAUGCUUGAUUAUGUGGGAUAUAGUGCUGAACCUAUUGUGAUUCCUAGGAUCUAUGCUGAAGCUAAGGGCGAUCCACGAUGGGAAGGGGCCAUGACAGAGGAAACUAAUGUGCUUGAUGCGAAUCAUACGUGGGAUCUUGUCCCUCGGACACUUGACAUGCAAGUUAUUGAUAGUCGAUGGGUCUAUACAGUGAAGAUGCAUUCUGACGGCACUCUGGAAAGAUUUAAGGCACUAGUCGUGGCUCCGAGAUUCAAACAAUAAUAUGGUAUAGAUUAUGAUGAGACUUUUGCUCCAGUGGUUAAGAUGCAAACGAUCCAAUGUAUUUUUGCAGUUGCAGCAAUGAAAGGGUGGAUGUUAU
Linum trigynum is the source of this 1165-nucleotide messenger RNA. NCBI's taxonomy places the organism in Eukaryota, Viridiplantae, Streptophyta, Magnoliopsida, Malpighiales, Linaceae. The record is from the annotation of a GenBank genome assembly.